AUGGCCAGAGCGUCCAUCAAGCCAGGGCAAGGCUUCGCCGGCGGAGCCCGGUCAGCUGUACAGGGUCGUCGGUCUGUGGCCUCGCCACUGGCUGCUGCCGCCGUUCCUGAAAAGCAGUCCGGCUUUGAACCCUCACCGUGGAGCGACUUCUUUACUGGAUAUGAGCCAGAACCACUGCAGAGGUCUGAGGAAUGGAUGUUGGUGAGAGCUAAUGAACUGAAGGAACAUGUAUGCAUGAUGUUUAAGUCUUGUAACAAUAUGGCAACGCAAAUUUGCUUACUGGAUACACUCCAACAUCUUGGAAUAGAUUACCACUUUAAAGAGCAGAUCGACACUAUUCUAAGCCAGAUCUUGGAGAGUGAAUUUUUUAGUAGCUCAAGCCUCAGUGAAGUUGCUCUAGGGUUUCGCUUGCUUAGGGAGCAUGGCCAUUGGGUUUCUCCAGAUGUUUUCAAUAAAUUCAAGGCCCAAGAUGGGGGCUUCAGUAAGGACAUAUCAAAUGAUCCAAAGGGGCUAUUAAGUUUGUAUAAUGCAGCUCAUCUUCAUGUUCAUGGUGAGCCAACACUCGAAGAAGCCAUAACUUUUGCGAGGCGUCAUCUUAGAUCAAUGAGGGGUAGUGAUCUGAAGACCCCACUAGCUAAUCAAGUCAAACGGGCCCUUCACAUACCACUGCCACGGGCUUGUAAGAGGAUAGAGACAGUGCAUUAUAUCUCUGAGUACAAAGAAGAGGAAGGAUAUAAUCCAGUUCUAUUGGAGCUCGCAAAACUAGAUUUUAACCUUUUACAACAUGUCCACUUGAAGGAGCUCAAAGCGAUUACUGAGUGGUGGAACAAUUUUUCUAGAAAUAUUGGACUAAGUUAUAUUCGUUGUCGCAUGGUGGAGAGCUACACUUGGGCCUAUGUGGUAUAUUAUCAGAGAGGUUUCAAACUACCAAGACGUAUUAUCGCAAUGAUGAUUGUACUUAUUACGACUGUGGAUGACACAUAUGAUAUUCAUGCUACCAUAGAUGAUUGUCGGAAGUUACAUGAAGCCAUACAAAGAUGGGAUGAAAGUGCCGUUGAUAUUCUGCCAGAGUACCUCAAGAGGUUGUAUAUGGAGUUGCUGAUAACAUUUAAGAAUAUUGAGGAUGAAGUGCCAGCCAACGUCGACUACAAUGUUUCCUACCUUAGAAAAGCGUUUCAAAAUCACGUCAGCGGUUAUCUACAAGAAGCCGAAUGGUCACACAAUAAUCACUGGCCAAAAUUUGAAGAUCAAGUAAAUUUGACUAGCCUAACAAUAGGCGGACCAACACUAUCGUUGAGUGUGAUAGCAGGCGUGGAUAGAAAAAUAAUGAAGCAGUCACUCGAUUGGGCAGCUGGCGUACCCGACGUUGUUAUAGCAGGUGGAAAGAUUGUACGUUUCAUGAACGACAUUGCUGCAUUUAAGCGUCGGAAGUGCAAGGGUGAUGCAGCAAGCUCCGUGGAGUGUUACAUCCAUGAGCAUGGAGUCACAGACAAGGUGGCCAUUGCAAGGAUCGAUGAACUAAUAGAAGAGGAAUGGAAGAUUUUGAACAAAGCUCGCUUUGAAAAUCAUGCGCUUCUCCCAGCCUUGCAACCAAUUAUUGAUUUAGCACGCAGCUCGUCAUUGUUCUAUGAUAAUAGGAACGACGUGUACACAACAAGUACACAUCUUCAGGAGACUGUCGAGAGCCUAUUCCUCAAGCCCAUCUAG
Triticum urartu is the source of this 1707-nucleotide messenger RNA. RefSeq names its product tau-cadinol synthase-like. NCBI's taxonomy places the organism in Eukaryota, Viridiplantae, Streptophyta, Magnoliopsida, Poales, Poaceae. Gene Ontology annotation, molecular function: magnesium ion binding; terpene synthase activity. Gene Ontology annotation, biological process: diterpenoid biosynthetic process. The record is from RefSeq and is a predicted model, not a curated record.